Molecule: messenger RNA, 2415 nt
Organism: Phaedon cochleariae (mustard beetle)
Lineage: Eukaryota; Metazoa; Arthropoda; Insecta; Coleoptera; Chrysomelidae
Source: the annotation of a GenBank genome assembly
ACUUUAACCUAACUAAAAAUUUUCACGUUGUUUAUGAUUUCCAUUUUUCACUUUUUUAAACUAUUUUCUUACAGUAAUUCCACAAAUCAAUAGGUAAUAUCAAUAUGACUUUACAAGCUAUUACAUGGAAACCUGUCAAGAUUGAUUAUAAUAUUUUAUCUGGCUCUGUAGAUGGUCUUAUUGGUAUUCAAGAAUGUACUGAUUAUAGUUUACAGAAUAUCAAAAAGGGUUCCAAACGUAGAUCUAUAAGUGAUGAGGGAAUGCAAAUUAAAAAGAAAAAGACAUCCAGAUCCAGAAAUAAGAAGAAUAAUAUUCUACUGGAGAAGGAAAGUCUGACACCAUCCACAUGUGGUACCACUAAUGGAGUUUCUGAAGUAGAAGAAACCAUUCACAAGGUUGAAAAGGAUUUGACAAACUUGGAAUCCUGGAAUAGUUAUGGUCUACCAGAAUCCAUUUUGGCUGGCUUGAAAGAGUUGAAAUUUUGUCAGCCAACACUCAUUCAAUCACUGACUCUACCUAGUGCCAUAUUAGGUCGAAGAAAUAUCUUGGGUGCUGCAGAAACUGGUAGUGGUAAAACAUUGGCAUUUGGUCUACCAAUUUUGACAGGAAUCCUGAAUAUCAAAGAGAAAUCCAUCAAUGAAACAGUACCACAAGACCAGUCUGAUUCAGAUGAAUCCGAUUUCGAUAAUGCAGAAGAAAAUGGGAUGGGCUGUGUGAGAAUAAUCAAUAACGUAGAUAUUGAAGAAACCCAUAGGAAUAAACCAUUAUAUGCACUAAUACUGACACCAACUAGAGAACUGGCCAUGCAAGUGAAAGCUCACUUGGCUGCAGUCGCAAAAUAUACAGGUAUACAAAUUGCAGUAGUAGUAGGAGGAAUGGCAGCUGUCAAACAAGAGCGAAUUUUGAGUAAGGGUCCGGAAAUUGUUGUCGCCACACCUGGAAGAUUGUGGGAAUUGAUACAGCAAGGAAAUCCACAUUUAUCACAGAUAGACAACAUUAAAUAUUUAGCAAUUGAUGAAACUGACAGAAUGCUGGAGAGAGGUCAUUUCCAAGAGCUACAUGACCUGUUAGACAGAAUCAACAUGGAAGAUUCCAAAAGGAAAGAGAGGCAAUAUUUCGUCUUCUCAGCUACCUUGACGCUGGUACAUGAAUUGCCAAAUUAUCUCAAGAAUAAACGUAAAAUCAAGAGGUCCAAGAAUAUUGAGGAAAUGGAUGCUUCACAGAAAUUGCAAAAAAUUGUAGAUAUGCUCGGUAUCAGUAAUCCAAAGGUUGUUGAUGUAACUGAAGGAAAAGGUACCUCUGAAACAUUAACGGAAUGUAGGAUAACUUGUGAUAUAGAUAAAAAAGAUUAUUAUGUUUAUUAUUUUUUAAAAAAACAUCCAGGAAGAACAUUGAUAUUCUGUAAUUCUAUUGGAUGUGUUAAACGGCUUGCAGCUUUACUCAGUAUAUUGGACUGUCAUCCACUGCCAAUUCAUGCAUCAAUGCAGCAACGUCAAAGACUAAAAAAUCUAGAAAGGUUCAGAGAUAAUGAAAACAGCAUAUUAGUAGCGACAGAUGUCGCAGCCAGAGGACUGGAUAUCCCACAUGUGGAACAUGUUUUACAUUAUCAAACUCCGAGGACAAGCGAAGGCUAUGUCCAUCGUUCAGGGCGAACUGCUAGAGCUUCACGACAGGGAAUAACUGUAUUACUUAUCGAACCUAAUGAACUACCGAACUAUCUGAAAUUGUGUAGGACAUUAGGAAAAGGUGAAGAUUUGCCAAACUUCCCUGUACAAGAAAAUUUACUGAAUGCUGUGAAAAAAAGGGUGAAUUUAGCUAGGGAGCUAGACAAGUUGCAGUUACAUGUGAGAAAAGCUAAUUCGGAAGCUGGUUGGUUCCAGAAAGCUGCAGAAGAUAUGGAUAUCCUUGUCGAUGAUUUCUCUAGUAAAGAUGAUACGGAUGAGAUACAGAAACAUAAGAAGAUAGCAGAACUGAAGAGGAAACAGUUGGCAACACUUUUAGCAACACCGAUUUUCCCUAGUGGUUUCAGUGGAAAAUAUCCUUUACUAUCAAAUUCGAAGUUGUCAUUUGAUGGAAAUAUAAAAGUAGAAAAUGCAGUCGAAGUUAUGAAGAGUGCUAUGGAGGCUGAUAACAAAAACAAAAAGAAGAAUAUACCAUUGUUCAAACCUAAAAAGAAGGUAUCUAAAAAUGAAUCUGGAAAUGUAGGAUUAAAGAAAAUAAGUUUCAAUUUGGGUAAGAAGAAAAACACGAAAGUACGAGGGAAAAAAAAGUAGAUAGGUAUAUCAUUAGGAAUGUAAAGUAAUAUGAAUGAAUCAAACAACAUAUUUCUUGAUUUGUUUAUGUAUAAUUAUUUUAUAUAGAAUAUUCAAAUUAUAUAACAUUAACUAAUUGCCCAAUACAAUGAUAUUUGACGGU